Molecule: messenger RNA, 663 nt
Organism: Prorocentrum cordatum
Lineage: Eukaryota; Dinophyceae; Prorocentrales; Prorocentraceae
Source: the annotation of a GenBank genome assembly
AGGCCUUUGCAUCCUUACCCCGCAUCCUGAUGACACGGGCCGACUGUUCUCCGUCUGGACUUCGCCUCCCUUGACUCGGGUCCCUUCUCCCGAGCUCUGUUGGGAACAGCGGCAGGCGCCGCGCUCCAGGGGCUGCCGAGGGCGCCAGCUCCGCGCACCCCUCGGGGCCCCCCUCUGUCCACCCGCCCCUGCGAUGUGGCUUACCGAGUUUCUGCAGGUUGCAACCCCCGCUUCCUGCUGCCAGCCAUAAGGCUGGCAGCCGUCCAGGAAUGGCGUGCUUCUGCACUGGGCAGCCGCGUCUGGUCCCCGCCGCGGCGGAGUACUGCGAACGCGUCACGGAUGUGACUACCAGCGAGGGCCAGCAUGAUUUGUUCGAGGUUGCCGACACCGUCGACACCGAGACGAGCGAGCUGGACCAGUCGAUCACUACAGACAUCGACGACCCAGAUACUGACUUUGCCUCAGACCCGCUCUUGGCGGGAGGACGUGGGGGUAUGUACGCACAACGACGUCGGGGGAACGAUCAUGCUGCCGUACUCACCCAGCUGGCACUCAUGGAAGAGCGACUGCGGGACUUGACGGGUCAGGUCCGUGGGAGCUGUCACACAUCCAAGACGAGGGCCAAACAGCGAACAUCUGAUAGUUUCACGGAGAAGACCAACA